AUGUCAGAUGCUUUAAAGAAGAAUAACCUCUAUAUCUAUGAUCUAUCUUCGGAUGUUUUAUCAUCCUUGGAAUUGAUGGUCUUUGAUGGGCUUGUCUCUGAAGUUUCGAAACAGGAACCCAUCUCAACUACUGUAGACCAGGCUCCAAUUGAAAGCGGUUCUAAGAAAUGUACUUCAUGUGGAAUCGAAUUAGAAUCUUUGGAUUUGUCACGAGCCCAUUUCAAAGGUGAUUUUCAUAGAUAUAAUCUUAAAAGGAAAAUAAAUGGUCUUGCUGCCAUUCCAUCUGAAGAAUUUGAUGCAAUCACAGCAGCUAGCGAUGUUGAGAGUAUAUCAUGGUCGGAGAGUGAUAGCUCGAGCGAUAAGUCUGAUGUUGAAGAUAUCUACAGCGGUGUUACGGAUAAAUUGUCUACAAUCUUCGAGAAUGAGAUGAGAAACCUCAACAUCUCACAGGAAGAGAAGCAGGAAGGGGAAUCACUCCUUCCUAGCCACUUGAACACAAGGUCUGCGCUGCUUUUUCUAAAGUCUAAGCUCUUGAAAGCGAACAAAUUAUUUGGGAUUUACAAGCCUUUGUUCAACGCUGAAACCAUCCUUAACCCGCUGGAAACAAUAAACCUAUGGAAACAGGAAGAUCAAUCUAGGAAACAAUCUGCAUUAUUUAUGAUCGGUGGGGGACAUUUUGCUGGUGCAAUUGUCUCUCAUCAAAGAUCUACUCUUACUGGAACAUCGCGGAACUCAUCAGGAUCACCGCAAGAACAAUGCGUCAACUUUUUAGUGUCUAAAACAUUUCAUAGGUAUACCACUAGAAGGAAACAAGGUGGCUCACAGUCUACUAUGGAUAAUGCAAAGGGGAAAGCUAAUUCGGCAGGCUCUUCAUUGCGUCGCUACAAUGAAGCUGCUUUAAAGAAUGAUGUCCAAGUAUUGUUGAAACAAUGGGAGCCUUAUUUGAGUAAGUGUGAAAAUAUAUUUAUUAGGGCAAAGAGUGCUUCUGAUAAGAAGAUAUUCACUGAAGGAGACGUGUGCUUAAAAAAAGGUGAUCCAAGGAUUAAAUCAUUUCCAUUCACUACCCGAAGACCGACUACCAAUGAAUUAAAGAGAGUUUGGUGUCAGUUAACAUAUCUACAAAUAGCUGAGAAACCAAGACCUGUUUUAAAAGAUCCAAGAUCUGUGAACAAGGUUAUAGCCACUCCAAAAGAAGACAAUAAAAUUACUGAACAAGUAUUAACACCCGCAGAAAAACACACUCACGAAUUGAUAACCCUCCUAAAGAAAUCAAGGGCUCCUCAAUUGGUAACGUAUAUCAAAAAGAAUCAAAUUGAUGUGAAUUUCGUUUUAGAGCCUGUUAAAGAGUAUAUACAGACACCGACUAUGCUUCACUUUGCUGCAUUUAACUCACUGAAAAACAUGGUCCUUAUUCUUUUAUCCACUUUAAAAUGUAAUCCUACAAUUGAGAACGAAUUUGGAAAAACAGCUUGGGAUUUAGGUAAGAAGAAGGAUGUUAAACAAGCCUUUCAGAUUGCAAGAUAUAAUUUAGGUGAGUCUUUCGUGGAUUGGGAAAAGUCCCAUAUUGGCAAGCCCUUGAGCAGAGAAGAAGUAAAUGAAAUGAACCAAAAAGAAGCUGAACAAGAACAACAAGAGGUGGAAAAAGUAAUAAAAGAAGAAUUGGAAAUUGUUAGAGGACAACAAAAAAAACAGCAAGAGUUAAAGCGGGGUGUUGGCAGAAUGCUCAGUCAGCCGACAGACUUGGAAAGAACUAUGAACUCUCUGACUGAUGACCAAAGAAUGAAGCUAAUGCGUGAGCAAAGGGCAAGGGCCGCUGAGGCGCGGAUGCGUCAAAAUUUGCAGAAAUAA
Messenger RNA from Eremothecium cymbalariae DBVPG#7215, 1848 nucleotides. It is a transcript of the gene VMS1, whose product is annotated as Vms1p. Bases 1 to 1848 code for a protein of 615 amino acids. The record is from RefSeq and is a predicted model, not a curated record. NCBI's taxonomy places the organism in Eukaryota, Fungi, Ascomycota, Saccharomycetes, Saccharomycetales, Saccharomycetaceae. The transcript has a single exon.